GUAUUCAAGACACUGGGAGAUGGGACGUAUGGCUCAGUGCUGAAGGCACAAAACAAGCAGACCAAUGAGAUGGUGGCAAUUAAAAAGAUGAAGCAGAAGUACUACAGUUGGGAGGAGUGCAUGAAGCUUCGUGAGAUCGCAUCUUUGCGGAAGCUGAUCCACCCCAACAUUGUGAAGCUCAAGGAGGUGAUCCGAGAGAACGAUGAGCUGCAUUUGGUUUUUGAGUUCAUGGAGGCCAACCUCUAUGAGUUCAUGAAGUCCCGGGUGCGCGCAAUACCCGAGAGCAAGGUUCGAAAUAUCAUGUUUCAGACCAUGCAGGCCAUGAACCAUGUACACAAGCACGGCUAUUUUCACCGGGACAUGAAGCCCGAAAACCUAUUGGUCAGUGGCGAGACGGUGAAGCUAGCCGACUUCGGCCUGGCGCGAGAGAUUCGAGCGCGACCGCCUUUCACAGACUAUGUGUCCACACGCUGGUAUCGGGCGCCUGAGGUGCUGCUGAGAAGUUCCAUCUACAACUCGCCUUUAGAUAUUUGGGCUUGUGGCGGUAUCAUGGCUGAGCUUUACACCCUCAGGCCCCUUUUUCCAGGCGCAUCUGAGAGCGACCAGCUCUACAAGAUUUGCUCUGUUCUUGGCACACCCACCACGGUCAGCUGGCCCGAGGGCUUCAAGCUCGCAGCCCAGAUGGGCUACAAGUUCCCCCAGUUUGUUCCUACGAGGCUAGAGACGCUCGUCCCUCAAGCCAAUGCGGAGGGCAUUCAGCUCAUGCAGGCCAUGAUGCAGUGGGAUCCCAAUAGGCGGCACUCUGCGACCAAGAUCCUGCACCAUCCCUACUUCGAGGCUGAUGCGCUGAAUGAGACCGCCCAGUUCGGCUCCAGCGCCUUGCCAGCGGUCCCCUCGGAGGCUUCCGCCGCUAAGUCACGGGCCGAUGUGCCAAAGCCCGGCAUGCCGUCCAUUCCCACGGGGAGCAACAGCUUCGCUGGGGGCAUGGGCAACAUGGGCAACAGCCUCACUGGCAGCAACAGCCUGGCUGGGGACGCGCUCUUCAACACCAAAGGAAGCUUCAAAGGAGAUGGGAGCCACGGCAGCCAUCCGAACUCUGGCAGAAGGCCAUCGGGGUUCGGUAAGGAGAACGCCGGCGGCUCCAAAGGCUUCAACCUGCCUCCGCUCUCCAUGGCUCCGGAAGGUCGCAAAAGCUCCGGCACCGGCAAGAAAAGUCCCGGCGCGCGAUACCUGAAGAUGGCACGCUAUCAGCCAGGCAUGCAGCAGGUCUCCGGUCUGCCUGCGGUGCGGCCGAGCCUGCCUUCGGGAGCUGGCGCCACGGCGCGGAGGGAGCCGCGGGAGCCGGCCUUGCCGGAGGUGGGCGCCCGGCAGUCGUACUUUGGCUCGCAUGCGGCCCGGAUGCUGGGCUGA
Effrenium voratum is the source of this 1410-nucleotide messenger RNA. NCBI's taxonomy places the organism in Eukaryota, Dinophyceae, Suessiales, Symbiodiniaceae. The record is from the annotation of a GenBank genome assembly.